CCAAAAAAAAAUUGACAGUCUAGCUAAGGAAUGCGGCAAGAGUAACUUUGGCGGUCAACUCAACCUUUGUGGUACCGCUGCAUGAUUCAGACUGAGAGGAGAGUGUGUGUGUGUUGGGCAUGGCGCUGAGAUUAUCCCUUCUCAGCGCCACAGUGAGCUCGGUGUAUCGCCCUGACGGUAGAAAUUACAGUUUGAUUACUUGCUCCAGUUUAGCCCAUAAUUGUAAGAUUAUUAACCCGCUACUAAGGCCCCUAGCUGUUGCCAUUGAUCUCAUUGGAAAUUCAGCCUCGGCCGUCGGAUCCCCCGACCUGGCGAUUAGAAGAUUCCCAGGGCGUAACUUAAGGCAAUUUUCCCCAUCUUUAGCAUCACCUUUUUUCGCUCCUUCUCCACGUGUGAGUAACGCCAAGUCGGGUGCAGUAAAUAGCUCUUGGUGGUGAUAAGCAAGCCGUGUAGCGCCGAGAAUAAUUCUCUUCUCCAACGCCCUUUCUCAACUCUCUCACUCUUACCACUCUCCUUCCCUCCUUCCC
Xylona heveae TC161 is the source of this 527-nucleotide messenger RNA. RefSeq lists its product as hypothetical. Bases 120 to 437 code for a protein of 105 amino acids. NCBI's taxonomy places the organism in Eukaryota, Fungi, Ascomycota, Xylonomycetes, Xylonales, Xylonaceae. The record is from RefSeq and is a predicted model, not a curated record. The transcript has a single exon.